ACCAGACAAGUUGAUAGGGAGUCACAGAAGUGGAGAGAGAGAUGGAGAGUCAAGCAGAUGGUAACGAAGACGCGUCCGGUAUCAAAUACGUGCGCCAAAGGCUCGAAACCCGCGUGGAGACCCUACACAAUGCUCAGCUAGACAUCAUAGCUUCGCUGCAAACCCUAGUUCCCGAUAUAGUCUCCUCUCUCGAUCUCUCUCUCAAAGUUGUCUCUGCCUUCAAUGGCCGUCCUUUCAGUCCUCUACCUACACCUCUUCCAAACCCUAACCCUCUUCCAAACCCUAACCCUAACCGCAACUCUAAACGCCCACCACCAUCACCUCUGGAAAACAUUCCACACACGCCUGAAAACCGCUCAAUCCCUCGCUCUUCCGACCACAAAUCCACCAAUUCCAAGAAUCAGCAACCCAAACCAUCUCCUGAAGUUUCGAGUCGUCGAUCAGAUAGUGAAAAGUUUACGCUUGAUGAGAGUGGUAGUCCGUUAUCGGUGAUUAGGUCGAUGGUUGCUGUUUGUUUGUUAGAAAGGGUGCCCUUUUCGCCCAUUGAUUCGUCUACGGUGUUGAGGAAGCUGGAGAAUGAUCAGUCAGCGACGGCCGCAGAGAAGGAGGCAUUGAGGGAGGUGGGAGGGGAGUCGGGUGCUAUACUGGCGGUGGAGAUGGCUUUGAGGUCGAUGGCGGAGGAUAAUGGGGGCGUUGACUUGGAGGAGUUUGUAGUGAGUGAGAAGUCCAGGGUUAUGGUUAUGGGAAUUGACCGGUCUCGGCUAGUAAAGGAGUUGCCGGAGAGUAAGCAGUAUCAGCAGAGUGAAUCAAAUUUAAAUGAAGGAAACCAAAUUCAGCAAGGGUCAACUAGCGGAGGUGAUGUUAAUGGUGGAGUUUUUGGAAUGGGAAGUCCAAUGCCUAGGCCAAUGCCGGAUAUGUGGAUGGCACCAGCAGAGCCGCAUUUAUCAGGGUUGCCUCCUAUGUUUCCGGGGACUGCGCCAGGUCCAAUGAUGGGGCCGAGGGGCGGUCCAAGAGGUGUGAUGGGCAUGAUGGCAAUGCCCAGAGGGAUGGGUGUUCCACCAAUGCAUAGACCUCAAUUCGGGCCAAAUGCACCAAGUGGUGUUUCAAAUGCAAUCCCUUUGAGGCCUAGGACUGAAGAAGAAGACAUGAAGGAUCUGGAGGCUUUGUUGAAUAAGAAGACUUUCAGGGAGAUGCAGAAAUCCAAAACUGGAGAGGAGCUUUUGGACCUCAUUCACCGUCCCACUGCUAAGGAAACUGCUGUGGCUGCAAAGUUCAAAACCAAAGGUGGCUCUCAACUAAAGGAGUACUGUUCAGCCUUGACAAAAGAAGAUUGCCGACGUCAAACUGGUUCCUAUAUUGCAUGUGAGAAGGUUCAUUUUCGACGUAUAAUUGCUCCUCAUACUGAUGUCAAUUUGGGGGAUUGCUCUUUUUUGGACACGUGCCGUCACAUGAAGACAUGCAAGUAUGUCCAUUACGAGCUUGACCCAACACCAGAUGUGCCACCUAUGAUGAUAGGGGCUGCUAAUCUUCCUCCCCCCAAACCUCUAAAGCCUCAACGUGCUCAUUAUUGUUCAGAAGUAGAGCUUGGUGAACCGCAAUGGAUCAACUGUGAUAUCCGUAAUUUUAGAAUGGACAUUUUAGGGCAAUUUGGAGUUAUAAUGGCAGAUCCACCAUGGGACAUUCAUAUGGAAUUGCCUUACGGGACGAUGGCUGAUGAUGAGAUGCGCAGUCUUAAUGUUCCUGCAUUGCAGACUGAUGGCCUGAUAUUUCUUUGGGUAACUGGACGAGCAAUGGAGCUUGGACGAGAAUGUUUAGAACUUUGGGGAUACAAACGCGUUGAGGAGAUUAUUUGGGUGAAGACCAAUCAACUUCAGCGCAUAAUCAGAACGGGGCGAACUGGUCAUUGGCUCAACCACAGUAAGGAACAUUGCCUUGUUGGAAUGAAGGGAAAUCCAGAAGUGAACAGGAAUAUUGAUACUGAUGUCAUUGUAGCGGAGGUUCGAGAAACAAGCCGUAAGCCAGAUGAGAUGUACCCAAUGCUGGAGAGGAUAAGUCCAAGGACGAGAAAGCUGGAAUUGUUUGCUCGCAUGCAUAACACUCAUGCAGGAUGGAUAUCACUCGGUAACCAAUUGAGUGGAGCACGGUUAGUGGAUGAAGGACUUAGGGCUAGGUUUAAAGCGGCUUACCCAGAUGUAGAGGUGCAGCCGGCAUCUCCUCCAAGAGCUUCUGCAAUGGAAGUAGACUCCACUGCUGCUCAAAUGAGGAGUCCUUUUGCGGGAAGUGAUUCAAAGCCUGCACCACAGUUCGCAGAGGCCCCAGCCCCACAGGCAGCUUAUGUUUCUGAAGGGAAGGCAACCAACCCUGACGUUGAGAUGGCUGGUUGACUAACCGAACUCCGUUAUCUACCCAAAUUGUAACCAUUAGGAUGAUUGUUACCUAGUAUUCUAAAGCCUAAGGCAAUAGCAGCAGUUUGCAGAGGCCUCGGCACCACAGGGAACAGAUUCAUAUGGCCGGCUAAUUAACCAAACUCUGUUUUAUGCACAAAUGUAAUCGUUGCAACGAGUGUUACCCAGUAAUUUACUCUAAAUUAUCGAUAUAAGAGUAUGGUUGUAACAGUUUAGGUUGUUUAGCCAAGAGGAAUCCUGUGUUUUUUGGCUGUUUGUUUGUGGUAAUCCUUAAUUAAGUUUGCUUUUGAUAGAAA
Molecule: messenger RNA, 2701 nt
Organism: Cornus florida
Lineage: Eukaryota; Viridiplantae; Streptophyta; Magnoliopsida; Cornales; Cornaceae
Product: N6-adenosine-methyltransferase MT-A70-like
Exons: 7
Coding region: 42-2384 (780 amino acids)
Cellular component (GO): RNA N6-methyladenosine methyltransferase complex
Source: RefSeq, a predicted model, not a curated record